CAGAGGUCAAUUUUAGGUCUAAGUGUCGCGACACAGUUCUGUAACGUUGUAAAGAUCCAGACAAGUCCCAUAACAGCGCUGUACCUGCCCAACGUUUGAGAACCAUCGGGCCCAGCAGAUGUUGCCCGUUGUAUAAACGGUUGACACAGUGGUGGGACCAGCAGACGAGAGAUGGAGCAACUGUUUGCUACAGCCUGUCUAGCCAUUGACCAGGAGGCUGAUGCCUUAGAACAGUUAAACCUAACCAUAUGGAAGAAUCCAGAACUUUUGUUUCAAGAGAAAAUUGCCCACGAUGCACUGACAAACUUUCUAGAAGAACGGGGUUUCUCCGUGGAGAGAGGCUACAAAAACGUGGAGACUGCUUUCAAGGCAACUUGGGAGUGCCAGACUACUGGGGAUAAAGUGGACAAUGCCCCUAACAUCGCUGUCCUGUGUGAGUACGACGCCCUGCCUGAGAUCGGACAUGCCUGUGGUCACAACCUGAUAGCACAGCUCGGGGUGGCAGCUGCUCUUGGGGUCAAGGCCGCCCUGGAGAAACUUGGACGUCCCAUCGGAAAAUUGACCGUGCUGGGAACCCCUGCAGAAGAGGGUGGGGGAGGAAAGAUCGUGCUGAUCGAGGCAGGAGCGUUUGAUGACGUAGAUGUGGCAAUGAUGUGUCAUCCAUCUUAUGCGAACAUUUUUCUACCUCAAGUACUGGCACUCAGACAGUACACGGUGACCUACCACGGUAAGGCUUGCCACGCCUCUGCCGCGCCAUGGGAGGGGGUCAACGCUUUGGACGCUGCCGUACAAGCCUACAACAGCAUCUCAGCGUUAAGACAGCAGCUGAAACCCACAACUAGGGUUCAUGGUAUCAUCACCAAAGGCGGAGUCAAGGCCAACAUCGUGCCUGACUUGACAGAAAUGGAAUAUUUUAUCAGGGCUGAGAACAGACGUGAACUGGAUGUCGUUGCCCUGAAGGUCACCAAAUGUUUUGAAAGUGCUGCCAUAGCAACUGGAUGCACGGUGGAGAUUGACGACAGUCAGAAAAUUUAUGCGGACAUGAUCAACAACAGGGCGCUGGCUCAAGUUUACGAAAAACACAUCAACACACUGGAGCCUAACAGGAGGCCCGUCACAGACAAGAGUCGUGCAGGUUCGACAGACAUGGGAAACGUGAGUUAUGUGUGUCCCAGCAUCCACCCUAUGUACUACAUCGGGGCGGCCAUCAACCACAGCAAAGACUUUACCAAGGAAUCAGGAACCCGUUCUGCUUUCUUGUUGUCCCAGAACCAGGGGAAGGCACUGGCGCUGACCGCUCUAGAAAUUAUGUCAGAUCUAGAUUUGUUGGCCGGAAUACAAGCAGAAUUCCGGGAAAUAACUGGACACAACUAACAUCGUUUAGACACACAAGACACAAGCUUAGGACACAGUGGACACAACUAACAUCGUUUAGACCAAAGUUUCUUCCAGGCAUCUCUUCGGAGGGAGGGGGGGGGGGGCGAAAUGGAAUUUAUAUAGAAAAUAUAUACUUUUAACAGUCCGUCUCCCCCCCCCCCCCGGAGAAAAAAAUAUGGAAGAAACACUGGUUUAGACACACAAGACACAAGGAACAGCUUAGGACACAGUGGACACAAAUAAACGAUCUUAUAUUUAUUCCAAUGUCAGCAUUUUUAUUUUUCACCUUACAUUUGAAAUCGCCUAAAGUUUAGGCUAAAGUCUUCGAACAUUAUACAGCAGUGACAUUAACCUUCCUUAGAGUUCAAAGGUUAAUACCUAGCGGUGUCACGUGAUUACAAAGGUUUAUUGAGUA
Messenger RNA from Physella acuta, 1792 nucleotides. RefSeq names its product peptidase M20 domain-containing protein 2. The record is from RefSeq and is a predicted model, not a curated record. Lineage: Eukaryota; Metazoa; Mollusca; Gastropoda; Physidae. Gene Ontology annotation, molecular function: dipeptidase activity.